Messenger RNA from Apis cerana (Asiatic honeybee), 6477 nucleotides. RefSeq names its product JNK-interacting protein Aplip1 (gene Aplip1). The record is from RefSeq and is a predicted model, not a curated record. NCBI's taxonomy places the organism in Eukaryota, Metazoa, Arthropoda, Insecta, Hymenoptera, Apidae. Gene Ontology annotation, biological process: JNK cascade; regulation of JNK cascade. Gene Ontology annotation, molecular function: MAP kinase scaffold activity; JUN kinase binding. Gene Ontology annotation, cellular component: cytoplasm.
GCCGCCUUCAGGAUCGACCCCACGCCGUGUGUUUUUCAUUGGUUCACCGCAGAAUGGCCGACACCGAGUUCGAGGAAUUUCGACAUUACUUCGAAAGACUUCCGCAGCAUCUCAAGGCACCACUCUCCAAUUACACGCUUGUUCACGAUGUGAUGAUAGACGAUUCGCCGACCUCGUCGCAGGAUAGCGAUGCGGAGGUCGAGAGAUCUUGCGACGGAGUCGCUGUCGAUUCCGAGGAUGAGGAGGUGGUGGUCAUUCAUCGACACGAUAACCAAAGCGGACAUACUUCUGGAGAUGAUAGCGAAGAUCUUGAUCAUAAUUGUUCCAUUGUAGCUGAUAGCGACUUUAGGUUGGUAACCUCCUUGUUCGGUGGACUGAGCAGCAGGGGUCGAUCAGCAGGCGUCGGUGGACCGGGUCCUGGCGGAGGUAGUACUACCGUAUCCGGUAACGGUGGUAGAGAUAGCGUAGUCAGCGACGUUGGAGAUUCCUGUUCGAGUUUGAGUUCCUGGCCGACACCGGAACAUGUGCCCUCGAAUCGUCCCGGAAGCGGUAGCACCGAGCGCAGACGUCGAAGAUUACCGGAAAUCCCUAAAACGAAAAAAUCUCUACCUAUUGGACAAACGUCUAUGCAAUCCUCGUCGUCUCUGGCAGACGAAUUGAACGCGGCAACUGGUUCUAAUUCCAACCGACCGCAUUUAGUUUUACGAAAGUGUCAUUCAAGGCUUCGUCAUGAGGAUAGCUCACCCGAUAGCGAGCGAAUGGCCACCGACAGUGGCCAUUCUACUGCUCACUCGCCAGAAAAUGGGCCAAAAAGUGUAUCGCCGAUACCUUGUAACACAUUACAGAAUACGGACUCUGUUUCGCCGAGUAGUACACCAGGAAGCGGCGGUGUACCGUUUACUCAACUGGAACUAUUGGAGGCAACGCAUCGAGGAUUGCACAAAUUCGUGCCAAGACACCACGAUGAGAUCGAUCUUGAAAUUGGCGAUCCCAUUUACGUUCAAAAAGAGGCCGAUGACCUAUGGUGUGAAGGUGUGAACCUGAGAACAGGUCGACAAGGUAUCUUCCCCUCGGCUUAUGCGGUCGACAUGGAUUACAGUGAUUUUGAUCCAUCGGCACCAAAAGUGAAAAGGGAACGAUACCUUUUAGGUUAUUUGGGUUCCGUAGAGACAUUGGCACACAAAGGUACUGGUGUUGUUUGUCAAGCGGUUCGAAGAAUCGUCGGAAAUUCACAAGAGUCACCUGUAUCACAAAGUUGUAUCUUAGAAGUAUCCGAUCAAGGUCUUCGAAUGGUCGAUAGGAGUAAACCACGGAAAAAUCAAGGACCUUGCCAUGACUAUUUCUACUCGCUUAAGAAUGUCUCAUUCUGCGCCUUUCAUCCUCGCGAUCAUCGCUACCUCGGCUUCAUCACGAAGCAUCCUACCUUGCAAAGGUUCGCUUGCCACGUGUUCAUCGGCCAAGAAUCCACGAGGCCCGUUGCCGAAGCUGUCGGGCGUGCUUUUCAUCGGUUCUACACGAAGUUCAUCGAGACUGCUUUCCCGAUAGAGGAUAUUUAUAUCGAAUAGAUUAUACUGCUGGCCUGUCGUAUAGCGGCUAUGGAGGAAAAGAUAAAUCUCACAUUCCUUUGUCCCCUGUACAUACUGCCCUUAGUUGUAGAUAACUAAAAGAAAAAAUGAUCAACGCGAAUCAAACACCCAAUUUCGAGCAACUUCGGGAAGCGUCACGACGGGACCGACUAUUCAAUGUCGUCUAAUUUUGUUUUAACAUUUUAUAAUUUAAUUUAUUAUAUUUUAUAUUUCGAUUGUUUCUCGUUUCUUAUCCACUUCCAAACUACUUAUCACUUUCCACUUACGCACGAAUCGAUCCAUCGUUACUACGAACAAUUUCAUUAAUCACAAUAAUCUUUUCACUUUCGUUUCUUUUCAUUUCUGCGAUGGGACGCGGUGACUUGAACUCCGGGUGAAAAAAAUCUUUAAUAUUUAAAUAACUACUAAUACUAAUUACUUACCAGAUAAGAAUUAAUCGCUAACCUUUCGAUCCUUCGACCAAAUAUCCAUAUAGCGACACGUAGAACGAGACAAAAACAGACAAUAGUGUGGAUCGUUCCAAUGUUUUAUUUUUAAAUAAAAUAAAAUCGAACAAUUUCGUUUGAAUUUUUUUUUUUUUUUUUUUUUUUUAAUUUUUUUAUCGUGUCGACCGAUCGAUUUUAUUUCAACCGUCUAAACGUUUCGAGUUUGCUUUCGCUCCGAAUUACGUUUAAAUUAUGGCAACGAAAGAAUAUCGUUUUCCGUGAAAGAAAGAAAACGAUCUCCAAACGCGCCAAGAGAUAUUAUUGUAUUGUAUUUAGAGACACGUCUAUUUUUCUAUCUUUCUUUUUGAAAGAAUUAAUUAUAGAUUGCGUUGUAAACUAUAAGGCUUAACGUUUUACGAUCUAUUCAAUUCCGCGAGCUCUGGAUGAUUCGAAUCGCAAAACGACGAUUGAUCGAAACGCACAUUGGCCUCCCUGAAUCUCGAUUAUGACUAUCGAUUGUACUGCGUUGCAGCGUUUCGCGAACUUUCAUGCAGGACGAAUCAAAUCGCACGCACCGAACGAUGAAAUAUCGAUCUAUAAUAUAUAUAUAUAUAUAAAAAAAAAGAAGUAUAUAAAUAAUCGCGAUUAUUAAUUUGUACCACUCUUAUUCUAAUGUUCGAUCGUGUGUCUCAUGAUAAGUCUCGUACGAAAUUUCUUAUCUAUUAAACAUUUUUUCGAUAUAUUUAUCUUAUAACCAAAAAUUUUAUUAUCAAUUUUUUCAAAUUAUUUCUUUUUUCUUGUACAUAUUAAAAAUUAAUCAAUCUUUUUAACUAUCAUUUAUAUGAUUACGUGCUUGGGAUUUGAUCCACGCUGUACACGUAUUGAACUGCUCGGUUAUACAGUAUGUUAAAUAAAAAUUGAGAGACAAAUUGCAGUGCUUACUCAUUGCUAGGAGACUCUUGUCUGCACCAUCGUCUAUCAAUUAUACGUGCCUUUGAUUGAGAUCGCCUCGAGUAUCGUGCCUUUCCGAUUAUUUUCUCAUACAGGUACAAAUUAAUAUCAUCCGCGUGUGUAUAAGUCACUUAUUCUUGAAUUUUUUCAUAAACUGCAUCAUCGAGUAGAAUAAAAAGGUGCGUGAUGCAAAAAAAACGAAUCACUUUGACUACAUUUAUGUCCGUUACCUCCAAAACUUGAUUAAAAAACGUCGAUUUAAUUGUGAUGAAAAAAAAAAUUUUUUCUCAAAGCGAAACCUGUGUUAUAUCGUUCUUUCUUCUCGAUUUUAAUUUUUCGAUGUUUUUGUCGUCGAUACAUUAGAUUGGGGAUUCGAUUCGAUCUUUCGCUCGAUCGAUAUAUGUAUAAAUUAAGAUACACCUAGUUACAAUUUUCGUAGCGAAUAAAUCCUUGUUCAUCAAUUUUUUUUCUUAGUAGAUACGUAUAAAUGGACAAAAGGCCUUGUUUAACACUUGAAAAAUAUACGCUUCUUUCGUUCGCGAAAUAUCUUGCGAAGCGUUGGCCACUUGUUCUUUUCCAAUAUUCACGAUCCAAAUGAAUCCUAUAUAUUUAGCGGAACGAUUUACUUGUUUCUUAGAUGAAUGCUCAAAGAAAAAAAACAAAAAACAAAAGAAGAAGAAGAAAAAGAAAUAAGAAAGAAACAAAUGUUUAAAAAAGAAUUUUAUGGGGACAAAUAAAAUAUUAUAAAAUACAUAUACAAUAAAAUGAUCGCAGCUCGAAAGAAUAUGAGGAAAUGCUAUCAGUUAUAUGGUGAUGUUUAAUGUGAUAAGGUCUGUAAUACUGUCUUUGCAGGAUGGUCGGUCUUGCAGUUAUUUUAAGAUCCUGUUGUGUAAUAAAUAUAAACUCAUAAUUUUAAAUAUUUUAUUAUCUUAUUGUAAUUUUUUUUAUAUUGGAACAAUUAAAUAUAUUAAACGUGCAUAGAUUCUAUGAAACAGAUAGGACAUUAGGAGUAAAAUACAUUUAAAUGAGGGUUGUAAUCUUUGUAAUUUUCAUAUAAUUUUUACAUAUAUUUCUUUCAGGCAGUAUUAUUUACAAAAAUGUUCCACCUUCUACGAAGUCUUGAUAAUUCAGUCUUGACACAAGUUAUACGUGUAUAUGAUCCCAAUCAUUAUAUUUCUGCUUUCGAUUAUAUUAAGAAAUUUAUUCUUUUUCCAUAUUCACAUUAUUUAUGCUUGCUUAUAUAUGCGUUUUAUUAUAAUUAUUACUCAUAUUAAAUAUAUUUAAAAACAGAAAUUAGAAAAUGAUUACUACAAGAACGCAAUCCAUUAGAUAUAUAGUUAUUAAAAAAAGAAAAAAUAUAUAUUUUGCUUUCGUUUUCUUUCGUUUUCAUUUCAUUAGAGAUUGGAGAACGAAAUUAAUGUUGUAUGAUAAAUUUUCAUUUUUUUUUUUAAAUUCAUUCGUUCCAACUUCUAUGUUGACAUGAGCAACGCGACUGUAAACAUUUUUAUAAAUUUCUGCAUGAACCAUCCUCGUCGUGCACAGUAAUAUUCUUUCUCUCAAUUCUUUUUCUCGAUUUGGAAGAACAGAGGAACGGAAUUCAGUUACAUAUUUUCUAUCGUUCUUUGGCAAUCUACGAAGAGCUAUACACCGCCAAUAUUACAAAUUUCUUAUAAUUUUCAACAUUUCGUGAAAAUCCCUUUGAUGAUAAUAAUCCAGCAUUAUCAUUUAUUAACAUUAAUAUAUUCACAACGGAACAUAAAUAUAUAUACAUAAAAAAAUGGGCAUAAAAUUAACAUAAAAAUAUUUAGGGCGUACGUGAACUUCGUAAAUACUUAAUAUAAUGAUAUAUAAUGAUUUUAAUUAAACUUAUCAUUUUAUUAUGCUCUCGUCCAACAUACAAAUGUAGUUGGAAGUAAUUCGGUGGUGCAUUUCUCUUCAAAGAAGCUCAUAAAAUGCGAAUCACAUUCGCAUAUACCUUAACAGCUACGGUAAAAUGUACACAGUGUUCGAGAAAUUUUCGAAAGCACCGAGUUUUAAAGUUAAAAUAGCCUGUACAAAGAUGUUUGCUCGAUAAUUCGUUUUGUACACGAAAGCGAAUAUAUGUGUCGUUUUUAUUUCAUUUCAUGUUGAUUAAUGGAAUUUAAAACCGAUAUUUCCAACUCACUGUGUGAAAAUAUAUCUUAAAUACAAGCUUAAAGAUUAUAUCUGACGAUAGAAAACGACUCACAUAUUCCAUAAUUAAAUGGAGAUUUUAACUUUGAAUUAUUAGUUAUUUUCGUUAUUCUUAAAAGAUAAAUAAUUAAUAUAUUACUAUGCGGUUACCUUACGCAAAAGCGUAAUACUGUCAUCAUGAAAUUUCAUUUUUUAUUUCUUCUUUCUUACUUCAGUUUUCUCUCUUCUUUUUUUUUUUCUUUUUUUUUUUUUUUACGGAAAACGAGCACACGAUAAAUUGUUUCAUAUCUAUCUUUCCAUUUUUACAAACAAGAUUACAAAGAAGAGACAACCGCUUUAUAUAAAAACUUUUUAACAUUGCUUGAUGCACAGAAUGUAGAUUGCAAAAUUAAUAUUUUAAUUCGACCACACAAUAAUUCGAAGGAUGCCAUUUUUACUUAUAAAGAUAUAUGUGUAGAAAUAUACAAGGAUGUAAAACACAAUUGUAUUAAAUUGUGCUUCGCGUAUGUUAACUUACAGAAAUAAAUUGUAAAAAUCACUUAUGUGCAAACAGCAGAGUAUAAAAUAUAAUAAAGAUAGUAUUUACAGUAUUAUAAGAUUAAAUGUUUAGCGAAUUCUGUAGUGCCAUCUGUUCGUGUCACGUUCUGCUCAUUUAUUAUUAUGUUCUAAUCGGGCAGAGAUUUUGAUUUUUUUUUUUUUUGAGUGAAAGAGCAGACUCUUUUUAUAUUGAAUAACUAUUAUACAUUUUUCACUGCCCUCAAUAAAUAUUAUAUAGAUGUGAAUUAUAUACUGAUCUUAUUUACGAGGCUUCAAGAAACACAUAAAAAUCACUUAUAUGUAUUAUAAUGUUUUUAAUUAACAAGAUAUUAUAGAUACUACAUAUCUUGAUCACUUCAUAAUUAGUUUAAUAACAAUUAAUUGUAGAAAUACAAUUUUUAUGCAUAGUUUGAAACAUACAAAACAAUGAGCACAAUGGCCAGGCUUGAAAUGCCAAAGAUCACAAAACACAUGAACAAUUUGAUAGAUUAAAGAGAGUGACACUAAAUACAGACACUUUAAACUUGCUGUUUGUACUAUAAUGAUCAUGACAAAUUGGAAAGUCUGCCAUUUACUUAACUAAACAUCCCAAUAAUGUAACGUGAAUUACAUUGUAGGAUCAUUUAUAUUUUUACUAACAGUAUGAUAAUAUAUAAAAAAGUUUGAAUCUUUAUCAACAUCGAGCAAUCAUGAGGCAAGGAUAAUCGAAUCCUCUUAACCAUAAAAAUGAGCAUAGUUUAUAUCUCAAGCUUUUCUUAAUAUUAUACAUUUAUAUAUUAUAAUCCUAGUUGAAAAAAAAACAAAAA